AACAAAAGGAAACAAACUCGAACACAGAGCCCACCGUUUCGAUUCAAAAAGAGAGGGAAGCUGUUGAAGUCCGAUGCCAAGUGCCCCUUCUUAUUCAUCAGAUUUUUUGACUCUCCCGGCAGACGCAGAGUCACUGGCUAUGUUCCUUUCUCUCUGUCAUCUCCUUUUGGCUACACUUGCACCUCCUCUAUUUCACCUCUCGCUCUAUAUAUUGCUCUACAUGCUUCUCCCCAACAGAGUUCUCUCUUUGUUUGCAGAUAAUUUUGAGGACUGUUGGUGAUAAUUGUUUAUAGAAUGAGAGAAAAGGUGCAGGACAUCCUCUCUACUUACAAGAUCGAGCUUGUUUCUCUUCUCUCCAGGUAUGUUGCUCAGGGGAAAGGGAUACUGCAACCCCAUCACCUGGUAUGUGAGCUUGCAGAAGUUAUUAAAAAUGACGAAGCAAUGGAGAAGCUUAGCGACAGCCCCUUCACCACUAUCCUUGAAUCUGUGCAGGAAGCCAUUGUCCUGCCACCGUUUGUUGCAAUAGCAGUUCGUCCAAGACCUGGUGUUUGGGAAUAUGUUCGUGUUAAUGUCUAUGAACUCAGUGUUGAUAGCUUGAGCAUUGCUGAAUACCUUCGAUUCAAAGAAGAACUUGUGGACGGACAGUGUGAUGACCGUUAUGUGCUCGAACUUGAUUUUGAGCCAUUUAAUGCAACAUUCCCCAGGCCAACCCGGUCAAAAUCCAUUGGAAAUGGGGUUCAAUUCCUGAACCGUCACCUGUCUUCAAUUAUGUUUCGUAAUAGAGAAAGUUUGGAGCCUUUGCUUGAUUUUCUGCGCACACACAAGUAUAAUGGCCAUGCAUUGAUGCUUAAUGAUCGGAUACAGAGCAUACCCAAACUUCAGUCUUCUUUGGCAAGGGCAGAAGAACACCUCUCUAAGUUUCCCCCUGAUACACCAUAUUCCGAGUUUGAAUUUGAUUUACAAGGAAUGGGAUUUGAAAGAGGUUGGGGUGACAGUGCGCAACGGGUAUCAGAGAUGGUGCAUCUGCUUUUGGACAUCCUUCAAGCUCCUGAUCCUUCUUCCUUAGAGUCAUUUCUUGGGAUGAUUCCUAUGGUUUUCAAUGUUGUUGUUGUGUCUCCGCAUGGUUAUUUUGGCCAGGCAAAUGUUUUAGGAUUGCCAGAUACUGGUGGGCAGAUUGUUUACAUACUUGAUCAAGUGCGUGCAUUGGAGAAUGAAAUGGUUUCUAGAAUACAAAAACAAGGAUUGGAUGUUACCCCAAAAAUCCUAAUUGUCACACGACUAAUACCUUUUGCACAAGGUACAACAUGCAACCAUAAGCUUGAAAGAGUCAGCGGAACAGAACAUACUUAUAUUCUGCGGGUGCCAUUUAGAACUGAGAAUGGUAUUCUACGCAAAUGGAUUUCAAGGUUUGAUGUGUGGCCAUACUUGGAGACCUUUGCCGAUGAUGCAUCAAAUGAAAUUGCUGCUGAAUUACAAGGAAUUCCAGAUCUGAUCAUUGGAAACUAUAGUGAUGGAAAUCUUGUGGCUUCUCUGUUGUCUUAUAAGCUUGGAAUUACGCAGUGUAACAUUGCGCAUGCAUUGGAGAAAAUAAAAUAUCCAGAUUCUGAUAUAUACUGGCGAAAAUAUGAAGACAAGUACCAUUUUGCAAGUCAGUUUACAGCUGACCUUAUUGCAAUGAACCAUGCAGAUUUUAUCAUCACUAGUACAUAUCAGGAGAUUGCAGGAAGCAAGAAUAAUGUUGGACAGUACGAGAGCCACACUGCUUUUACCCUUCCUGGGCUGUAUCGAGUUGUUCAUGGCAUCAAUGUUUUUGAUACCAAAUUUAAUAUUGUCUCUCCUGGAGCAGAUAUGAGCAUUUAUUUUCCAUAUUCAGAAAGGGAAAGAAGACUUACUGCUUUACAUGGUUCAAUUGAAAAACUCUUGUAUGAUCCCGAGCAGAAUGAGGAACAUGUUGGAUUUUUGAGUAACAGAUCAAUGCCUAUCAUCUUCUCUAUGGCAAGACUUGAUAGGGUGAAAAACUUGACGGGACUUGUUGAGUGCUACGCUAAGAGCAGCAGGCUAAGAGAACUUGUAAAUCUUGUAGUGGUUGGUGGUUACAUGGAUGUGAAGAAAUCUAGAGAUAGAGAAGAGAUGGAAGAGAUUGAAAAAAUGCAAAGCCUCAUAAAGCAAUACAAUCUGCAUGGCCAAUUUCGUUGGAUAGCUGCCCAAAUGAACCGUGCACGUAAUGGUGAGCUCUACCGCUACAUUGCUGAUGCAAAAGGUGCUUUCGUUCAGCCUGCUUUCUAUGAAGCUUUUGGCCUCACUGUUGUGGAAGCCAUGACUUGUGGGCUUCCUUGUUUUGCCACCUGUCAUGGAGGCCCUGCAGAAAUCAUUGAGCAUGGCAUUUCAGGGUUCCAUAUUGAUCCUUAUCAACCAGAUAAGGUCACUGCACUUUUGAUCAAUUUCUUUGAACACUGCAGAGAAGAUCCUAGCCACUGGCACAAGAUUUCUGAUGGAGGGCUUAAACGAAUUUAUGAAAGGUACACAUGGAAGAUAUAUUCUGAGAGGUUGCUAACAUUAACUGGGGUUUAUGGCUUCUGGAAGCAUGUGUCUAAGCUGGAGAGGAGAGAGACAAAGAGAUAUUUGGAGAUGUUUUACAUGCUUAAAUUUCGAGAUCUGGUGAAGUCCAUUCCUGUAGCAAUCGAUGAGCAGUAGUAAAAUCUAUGAGCUGAAGAAGCUGCCAACUUGUUACUUUUUAGCUUUUUUUUUUUUUUUUUUUUUUUUUUUUUUUUUUUUAUGUAUAAAAAAAGACCGUUUAGCAUGUUUUGCGGUUUCCUUUGAAUUGUUAGAAUGUUAUUGUAUUGGUAGAGCAAUGUGAAAACUCUUGGCGAAAUGCAAGGUCUAUUGUGUCGUGCCUAUUUGUGGCAUACUGUAGUGUUUGCCGUCUCCUGUCUGGCCAUGUCCGGCUUCAGAAUCUCGAGAUAGUCGAUUGGGCCAAACAUGUUCGGCAACUAUGAUAUGAACAAGGAAGAAAAAGUUGGAGGUGAAACAGAAAACUGGAAAAUUGAAAUUCCAACCU
Molecule: messenger RNA, 3058 nt
Organism: Manihot esculenta (cassava)
Lineage: Eukaryota; Viridiplantae; Streptophyta; Magnoliopsida; Malpighiales; Euphorbiaceae
Product: sucrose synthase 2
Exons: 16
Coding region: 295-2694 (799 amino acids)
Biological process (GO): sucrose metabolic process
Molecular function (GO): sucrose synthase activity
Source: RefSeq, a predicted model, not a curated record